AUGGACAAAUUGAAAUUUGAAUUCAUAGUAAAAUCGAACGAAGUUCCAAAAACAAAUGUAAUAUGCAUAACCUCAAUUACGGAUAUGAACAACCGCAUAUUUGCAAUUCCGGAUAAAUAUCAGCCGGUAAAAUUUCAUGAGACAAUUAUGAAGACUGAAACUUUUCUGAAAGUAAAAACUACAUUACAAAGAAGACAUGAAAAAAGACAAGUAUGGAUUUCAUUAACACCAGAAAUAAGAAAUGUUUAUAUAGAUGAAAAUGGAAAUAUGCAGUUAAAUGGGUAUUUACUAGAGGAAAUUACUGCGGAAACACCGAAACUGACAGCUACGACUGGAAUUUCUGAAAAAACACUGUCAAAAAUAUUGGAGAAUUUUACAGAAAUGACCAAGGAAAUAAAUAAACCUCAACAUAUAGGAAACCUAACGAGAACAUUUGUAAUAGAUAAAUUUUCAAGAAAAACAUCAAAUGUUUCUCAAUGGAUGAAUAUUUUUGAAACAGAAUGUGCUCGUUUAGGAAUAAUUGAGACUCUGAGGUUAUUUUUAGAGGAAACGUGCAUGGACUGGUACAGUUCUAUGCUAAUAAAGUGUAGUGUAAAUUCAGAUUGGUGGAUGUGA
Messenger RNA from Helobdella robusta, 615 nucleotides. RefSeq lists its product as hypothetical. The transcript has a single exon. Lineage: Eukaryota; Metazoa; Annelida; Clitellata; Rhynchobdellida; Glossiphoniidae. Bases 1 to 615 code for a protein of 204 amino acids. The record is from RefSeq and is a predicted model, not a curated record.